This is a messenger RNA of Triplophysa dalaica, 4616 nucleotides long. It is a transcript of the gene lrrc3ca, whose product is annotated as leucine rich repeat containing 3Ca. Bases 1012 to 1812 code for a protein of 266 amino acids. The record is from RefSeq and is a predicted model, not a curated record. Gene Ontology annotation, cellular component: plasma membrane. The transcript is spliced from 4 exons. Gene Ontology annotation, molecular function: protein binding. Lineage: Eukaryota; Metazoa; Chordata; Actinopteri; Cypriniformes; Nemacheilidae.
UUUCAGUGUUAAAAAAUGCCACAUUAACUCUCACGGUGUAUAUAUAAUCAACCCUUUGAGAAUGUGGAUUAUAUAUACACUGUGAGUGUUACAUUUAAUUUUUUUAACACUAGCGAUUUUACUUUGCAGUUUUAAGAGCUGACGCAAAAAUGUGGCUUUUACCUUGAUGGGUUUUUGUGAAGAACUAUUCAUGGGUCAGUUGGGCUGUAUAAUGAAAAUGACUGUUAAUACUCUCUGUCAGGCCAUCCAAGAUGUGGCAACAUUGUUUCCUCAGUAGAGAAGUAAAUACAACUUUUUAGCUGAAAACGUGCUGUCUUAACAUGGUCAACUUGUUGAACGUAUGACGUAGCAUUUCUGUGCUUGAUACAAUCCCCCAGCAUCCAUCUUGUUUCGGAAAGUUUUUUACAAGUAACAUGGAUCUAAUUCCUUUUAUUGGUCAAUUCUCCAAGAAAACCAUGCCCAUGGCAAGGCGUAAGAAAUACGCGAUGAGCUCUAGGAACUUGACCCGCUUAUCAAGAUUGGCUGUGCUGUGUUCCUGCAGCUGCAGCUUGUUACUUUUGCAAUAGUGAGAGAAGUUGAGGUGUGUUUGUUUGUUCACGGCAUAUAAGUGAUGGAUGUUAUAUAAACGGUGGAUAUGACGCAGGAUUUGGAGAUUUCUUUGAAACUGAUAGAUGGAGUGGUCCCAGCGCUAAAAGAUGCCAGACAUGAACUGCACGUGUAGAAAACACUUCCCAAGUAAGAUUUCCAUGGCAGACCACUCUUACCGCUCAGUGCUUUUUUCAUUACAUCAUCCAACAUCAAUCAGACUCUGACAAGGGCAACUUUGUUCCUACACCAUGUCAUUUAAUACCACUCCUGGAAAAUUAAUGCCUGUGGCAGUGCUGAGAAUUGAGGAUUUCAAUCAGUCACUUCAAGGAUCAGAGGCUGUGGGGGAUCUUGAUGUUGGAUACAGCCUCCUUCAUGCUCACAGCACAGGCAACAAUCUAAAGGGAUUAUGCCAGCUUUCCAACAAUGCCGCUAUCCUCAGGUUUGCUGCUUCGUCACUCUGUGGUUAUGUGGUUGCUCUUCCACAGCUUGGUGCUGAUGACACUGUGUUUCCAUCACGCUGCAACUUCCUGCUCCAAAAGCUGUUACUGUUCCGACAGCGAGGGCUCGUACGGUGGUAAGACCAUGCGUUGUAGCAACCUGGGUCUUACCGAGAUCCCUCAGGACAUUCCCAAUGACACACGACGCCUCUACCUGGACUACAACCUUUUGACCACCAUCCCCGCCAAUGCUUUUCAUGAUCUUCCACUGCUGACGGAACUGGAUCUUUCCCAUAAUGAAUUAGCUCAGCUUGAACCUGGAGCUUUUCGAGGCCUAGCAGGAUCGCUACAGUUCCUUGACCUCGCAUCCAACCAGAUCACGACACUGGACCCGGACGCCUUUGAAGGAAUUAAAGCGAGAUCCAACCUCACUGGAAACCCUUGGCACUGUGACUGUCGGCUACAGACAGCCCUUCCGCACCUUGACCUGGAGCCCAUGUCUUUGACUGGUAUCAUCUGCCAGACCUCAGAACCUGCUGACUCCGGAGCCCAAGGUGUGCCCUUCCUGCUGGCCAAUGACCUGGACCUGUGUGUGGUGCUCAAAAAGACCACGGAUGUGGCCAUGUUGGUGACCAUGUUUGGAUGGUUCACCAUGGUCAUCUCCUAUCUGGUCUACUAUGUGAGACACAAUCAGGAAGAUGCCAGGCGUCACCUGGAGUAUCUCAAGUCUCUGCCCAGCAGGCAGGGCAAGUCUGAGGAGUCUUCCACCAUCAGCACUGUGGUAUAGCAUCAGGCCAUGUGCUCAUAUGGAGGAAGCUACUCAGGCUGCCUAAAGGCAAAGGGCAUAGUGGGCAAAAAAGCUGCAUAAGUUAAAAUCUCCUAACCCUCCCUCCUGGAAAAAACAAGAAGGCUUUGUAGCUCAUCAAUCUCGUAGUUUAAGGCACUUAUCAGGACUGGCGAGUACCCGACCAAAGAACCAGGAUGGACUUGUAACAGGACGCUUGAUGGUCAAUGAAGCGAAAAUACCCACAAUGGGGCCAUGUGAGACGUCUUUUUUGUGGAGACCUGCAGAUAGAGAUGACUGGAGAAAAACAGAGAAAAAUCACAGGGGCCAUCUAAUCUAAUCCAGAUAAAUAAUUGAUUCAGAUAUGGCAGAGUUUCAAUUUUAUCUUGACUAAGAGGUCUGUCUGCUCUGCACGCUUUUAAAGGAGAAGUUGUUGUGCUUCGUUUUUCAAUCAGACGCCCAUUUGGCAGGCAAUGCACGGAGCGUAAAGCACCCAUCCUUCAGGGCAUUUACAAAGUGUACUGUUGUCCCUAAAGGGGACCUCAUAAUUUAACAGAGCCACGUGAUCUUGCACGCAUCAAUGAUUUUACAGGUCUCUUAGUACACAGACUGCAAUAGUCAAACUCAUUGUAGUUUGCUUCAAUAUCCCCUGGUUUGAAGGAGCAGUGAGUUGUUUUCCUUGUGAGGCCCUGCAGCAACAAUGAUGUGGAGACCUAGAAGAAAUAAACAGGUUGGCUUGUUAUUUUCGUGACCAAUCACUGUAAGAUAAAUCACAGUUAAGGCUGUUUCAGGAGAAAAUACCACAGGGGUACUCGGUUGACUUUCACAAUUUUUGCUGAAGUGUUUCAUGACUUUUGAUGUUUAAAAAUAAUGAGAUGAUGUCGACCACCAAAGGAAGGGUUUGUGCUGUUAGAGUGAAUCGUGAUCUUAGUAUUUCACAUCAAAUACUGUGUGAUUGUGCUGUUUCUUAUGUAGAGUGCCAGCAAGAAUAAUACAGAACGUCUGCCAAGAUCAAUUAAAAAGUCAAAGCUCAUCUUAAUGUUCUGGCUAUGAGUUAAUAUCUUACAAGUGAUAUCCAUGUUAACCCUUUAAAUUUCUUGAACUUACACCUGCCUAGGCAUCAUUUUAAAGUCAUCAUAACGCUGAUAAUUUACAGUGUUUAUUAUAAAUGAUUUAUCUAUGGGCAGGCUUCUUUUAUACAAAGUGGUUCAUUUGUUUGAAUUCAUACACUAUCAUUAGUAGGCUACCAGUUCACACUUCAAUAUUACUUUUUUACAAUAAGAUUUCCCUAUGCAUCUCAAAAAAUAGUUUGCAAGAUCAGCUGGUUAUGAAGUAUUGAUUAACAUUGUUAAGUCAAAUUUUAUUUCAGAUUGCUUUAUUUUACUGUGCUUUGUUUGUUGAAAGUCAUGUUGUUAGCUUAGCAGCAUGCUAGCAGCACUGUCAAAGGAAUGAACAGGGAAUAUCAGGAUAAAAUUAAUUUCAAUUGGUACGCUGUAAACAGAUCACUGGGUUUUGGGAGUGAGCUGUGGUCAUCUCACAUCAGGAGUUCAGAAGGGUUCAGAAGCAAUUGUGCAUUUAUUUGAAUGCAACAAAAAUGAUUUGCUUUACAUAAGUGGUUCAUAUUAAUAGUGAAAGACAGAAAUGCAUUGCUGAUCAUGCAUGUGCCGGAUCUUCUGCAUCAGUCUAAGUCCUGCAAAGAAUGCAGAAGGUUUGCUUGAAAGUGUUAUAUGGUUAUAGUGCCAACGUGGCAACAUCUCCCAGUGAUGACAGACUUUAGUCAUUUCAUUGAUAUAUACGUGACCCUAGAUCACAUAACCAGUCUUGAGCCUACCCACAAAUUUGAAUACGACCAAUUUCAUGAAUAAAUCAUGAUUCAUAAAAACUUUGUACUAAAAUUUAUUCUAAAUAUAAGGGAAAAGAUAUCAACAGUUGAAAGCACACAUAUGCAAAAAUCACCAGUCUCUUUCCUUCUCUCUCUUUUUCUCUCUCCCUCAACAAAAUGACAAAAUGUAUGUUUCAUCUAUGAAUACUAGUUAUAUACAUCAAAUAAUAUAUAAAUACAUUUUAUUGUGUGUGAACUGACUUUGAGGACUGCGCACUUGAACUACUUGCGAGAGUGCGUCUGUAGACUGCGUCACAUGGGAUUGCCUGGAGUCAUUUUGACUUAAGUGACGACAGGUGGUAUAGGAAAGGUUAGUCGGAAAGCCCUAAUAUGGAGAUGGUCUGGGUGUGUUUUUAUGCAAAUGCCCAAUCUCGUGCACGGCCAACUCGAAUUCACGAACAUUAGGACGAGGUUAAGACAAAAUUCAUGUGCGUACUCAGUGAACUUAGUGAGUAAAUACGAAAGAUCUAUGCAAUUAUUAGUAAAUGAGACACAUUGUUUGGGUCAAAAUUAUAAAUUUUUCUUUUGACAAAGAUCAUUAGGAUAUUAAGUAAAGAUCAUGUUCCAUGAAGACAUUUUGUAAAUUUCCUACCAUAAAUAAAUCUUUAUUUUUGGGAGUAAUACUCGAUUGCAACCUCGGAGUUUUAAAUCUUGGCCAAAAUUGUUGACCAUACAUCUAACAAACCAUACAUCAAUGGAAAGCUUAUUUAUCCAGCUUUCAUAUGAUGUAAAAAAUUUUUUUUUUUAAAUAUACCCAGUAGACUGGUUUGAUGUCCAGGGUCACAUAUUGUUUUUACAAAAACUUUACAGAAAACAAAAGGCCAUCUCCGGAAGGUGCAUCAUUUCUGUCUGGUUAUUUUUCUUUAUACCCCAUGUGUUUAAACGGUUCAUAUUCUGGUGUCACCAAAUGAAAAAACAACAAAGA